This is a messenger RNA of Papaver somniferum (opium poppy), 552 nucleotides long. Its product is annotated as probable E3 ubiquitin-protein ligase RNF217. The record is from RefSeq and is a predicted model, not a curated record. Bases 1 to 552 code for a protein of 183 amino acids. Gene Ontology annotation, cellular component: cytoplasm; ubiquitin ligase complex. The transcript has a single exon. Lineage: Eukaryota; Viridiplantae; Streptophyta; Magnoliopsida; Ranunculales; Papaveraceae. Gene Ontology annotation, molecular function: ubiquitin conjugating enzyme binding; ubiquitin protein ligase activity. Gene Ontology annotation, biological process: protein polyubiquitination; positive regulation of proteasomal ubiquitin-dependent protein catabolic process; ubiquitin-dependent protein catabolic process.
AUGGUUCCCAUGAACCGGAAAUUCAAGAGAAUGGAGAUGAACGGAUGCUUGCAUCCUUAUUGUACGGAUUGUGUUGCCAAGUACAUUGAAGCAAAAGUGAUUCAAUACAAUAUAUCCGAGAUAAAGUGUCCUAGUAUAGAUUGUAACGUCAUACUGGACGCUUCACUGUGCCAGUCCAUCCUCCCUAAAGCAGUUUUCGAACAAUGGUGUCGCGUUUUUUGUGAAUAUGCCGUAUUUGCGGAUUCAUCUAAAGGUGGGUUAGCUUAUGGAAGAUCCUACUGCCCUUAUGGUGAUUGUUCCGAGUUGGUCUUGAACGAAUGUGUUAGAAUUUCUUCAUCAAGUAAUGAUACCACACUUAGUAGAUCAACAUGUCCUAACUGCAAGCGACUCUUUUGUUUUCACUGCAUGAUCCCAUGCAGUGAAUAUCAUCAAUGCAGAAGAGGCGAUACGAUAAUUGACAUUGAUAGUAAAGAUGGUUCGUUUAUGAAAAUGGUUAAACACAAGAAACUGACACGAUGUCCAACUUGCCUCCGUUAUGUUGAACGCAGCUGA